AUGCCACUAUUGAAGACGCGGCCCUUGUUCAAUCCGGCUUACUUUGUAUCCCGGUAUAUACAUUGUUCGCUUCUGGAAGUUUUCAGUGUUGGUAGGUAUCGUAUGGAAUAGGUGAAACCAGAUUCAGGUAUUAUAUUAUGGUUCAUAUAUCACAGUAUGACAUCAAUCAACGAGGCAAUGAAGAGAAAGACAGAGGUCCAUGUAACUUUUAAAAAUACUGAAGUAGUUUUUAACAUGGACGCUCCGGAAGAUCCUGCGUUUUGUAACAAAACCAAUGUUUUCAUCGUUAUCUUUACAAGAACGGACGGGUUUGAGAGAAGAGAGAUUAUCCGCAACACCUGGAUGCAUGACAAGGUAAAAAUGCUUUGAAAAUGGGGCUGUAGUUGGUUUUAUCGUACACAUAUUGGAUAUAUAUAUUUUUAGAGCGUUCCGAAGGACGUUACAAUACGUUUUAUAAUCGGCACAACAGAAAACGAGGAAGUAAAUAAAAAGCUACGGAAAGAAAUGAAGAAACACAGAGACAUUAUACGCUACGACUAUGUAGACAGGUGCGAUGUGAUUUCCUUCAAGAUGCACACAGCCUUCUUUUACAAACAAAAGUACUGUCCGAACGCCAAGUACUUUAUAAAGACGGACGACGAUACAGUGCUGGACCUGAACAGAACUGCCCAUUACUUGAGGACUCUUUACGAUCCGAAGAUCAAGAAAACUCCGGAAAUGUUAAUGUGCCAUAUAAAGCCAUAUGAUCACAGGAAGGAUAUUGUUCAAGAGAACAAGUUGUAAGCUCAACUUUGCUUGAACCUUUGCUCUUCCUUUUUUAGACAUUGUUUACACUUUGCAAACAAAAUGCUUUUAGUUACGUACCAGAACACGGGUAUUACAAUAAAAGGAUUGAGUUCUGCCAAGGGUGCACUUUUAUGGCUACAAGCGCCGCCGUCAAUACCAUUUUAAACACGACUAGACAGUUCAACUUAUUCCACAUCGAUGACGUCUUAUACGGUGGACUGGUCAUUACCAAAACCAAUAUCACGAUGAUUGAUAACGAGAACUUUGGCCACGAGGUGAGGGAAACUUUAGAGUAGCCAAAGAAGCCACUUCUCUUUAUUGAUAUUAUUUUAAUUUCGAUUCAAGUUUGCCAAGACGGAAUACAAGUGUGAUGACCACAAUGUCCCGCUGCCCUUGGCACAAUACGGGUUAAAAACCGAAGCCAUGGAAAACGCCUAUGCUAUGCUGAAGAAUAUCCAGUGCUCGAACAAGCCAAAGAUGGUGGUUCCGGCAACGCCGUCGCCGCCCUCGCCGUCGCUGCUUACAUCACUCUCAAAGUUUCUACGGCUAAAAAAUUAA
Molecule: messenger RNA, 1344 nt
Organism: Bursaphelenchus xylophilus (pine wood nematode)
Lineage: Eukaryota; Metazoa; Nematoda; Chromadorea; Rhabditida; Aphelenchoididae
Source: the annotation of a GenBank genome assembly